AUGAACCCUUUUAUUGAUCUCGAGGAGUACAAAUACAAAUCCCCAGACACUUACACACUUAUAUACUGUGUCCCAGGUCUCAGACUACCAAAUGAGCACAUCCCAAACUCAAUUUUGUACAAUAUAGAAGAAGAUGGGGAGUUAUUCAUAAAGCAAGCGAGAUCAGUAGAAAUAGAUGACGACAAAACACUAAUUUGUUAUGAUACAGGCGACCAUCAGUACUCUUGCAAAGCUUAUUGGGGGUUUCGAGCAGCUGGCUUUGAAGAUGUCAGGGUGUUAUUAGGUGGGAUUAACGCAUGAAAAGAAAAUAAUUUAGAGAUGGCUCAAGGCUGCCCAUCUUUUAUUGCAAAAUCUAUAUAUCCUUAUUUACCUUUUAACAGCUCUGUGGUUCUUACAAAGUUUGAUUUUUCUAGAAAAGAAAGCUGGUAUCAACAAAUUUUGUGUUUAGAAGAAACCCCUUUUGAAAUAAUUGGGGGAAAUGGCCAAUUGCUCAGUCAAAAUCAGAUUUCAAAAUUGAUGAUUGAUAAAGGGAUUUUACUUGUUUUGCAUAAGUCUACAAUCGUUCAUGGAAAAUUUGGAAGCUUAUUAGGGCUGCUGCUGGUUUAUUUAGGCGGAAAAACAGUUUCAGUUGUAAUGGAUGAUAUUAGAAGUAUACCGAUAAACCCAGCUAAAAAAACAAGAUCAGUUAAGUCAGGUGACACAAAUUCAUCAUUUAAACAGCCUCAAAAAUCAUUUGUAAGUGAAAAAAAUACGCAUUACUCUACAAACCUUCCAAAUUCCCAAAAACAAAUUGAGCCAGGGAGAUCUGCAAAUAUUUGUGCAAGUUGUUUAAUAAUGUAA
Blepharisma stoltei is the source of this 840-nucleotide messenger RNA. Lineage: Eukaryota; Ciliophora; Heterotrichea; Heterotrichida; Blepharismidae. The record is from the annotation of a GenBank genome assembly.